Messenger RNA from Fukomys damarensis (Damara mole-rat), 1551 nucleotides. RefSeq names its product autophagy related 10 (gene Atg10). Gene Ontology annotation, cellular component: intracellular anatomical structure. NCBI's taxonomy places the organism in Eukaryota, Metazoa, Chordata, Mammalia, Rodentia, Bathyergidae. The coding region runs from base 393 to 1208 and encodes 271 amino acids. Gene Ontology annotation, molecular function: Atg12 transferase activity. The transcript has 5 exons. The record is from RefSeq and is a predicted model, not a curated record. Gene Ontology annotation, biological process: macroautophagy; protein modification by small protein conjugation; protein lipidation.
UGCAUGGAAGUGUUCAUUGUGCAUGUUGGGGGGUUGAGUUAUCUUUUGAUAUUAUUUCCUGACGAACUUCCUAUGCUUACCUUAUUAGGCAGAUUCCCUAGCAAGCAAUUCUCUCCUUCUGUUUCCCUCAGAAUGUAUUUAUAUCACCUUCAUUGCUGAGGGAUGGUUUUGCUGAGGACGGAAUCUUCGAGCGUCUCCCCCAGCACUUUGACUGCGUUUCUCUGCUCCCGUCUGGGUUGUCUCCUGUUUGUGUGAGGAGCCCUUCAUAUGUUGCUUCUCCUACGAUUUUCCUCCUUGCUUUUAGGUGUCGGCCAUUUGCCUCAGUGUGGAUCUCUCUGCCUUAGGGUUUGCUGAGCUUCUCGGAUCUGGAGAUUAACGCUUUCUAUCCAAGUAUGGAAGCUUUCAGCCCAGAUGUCCUUGGCUGUCACACCUGCUACUUCCUCCCCGCUUUCCUCCUCGGAGCCCUGUUACCCGUGUGCUGGUGCGGUGGACUUGGUUCUGCAGGCCUGAGGCCCCCUUUUUCCUCUUUCUUCUUCGGACUGGACACUUUCUGUUGUACGUCUUCAGAUCCACCCAUUCUCUGUACUGCUGUCUCCUCCUGUCUGCUGUGGAGCCCAGCUAAUGACCUUUUUUAUUUCUGGUAUUGCACACAUCAAUUUCAGAAUUUCCAUUGGCUUCUUUCCAGUCUUUCUCUGCCUACAGCUUUCAGGUUCACCAGUGAUCAGACCGAGCUUAGAGUCAAAUAUCCCGAACCCACGAGGCCUCCCCCUUCCACUGAAGGCUGUGCCUGGGUGGGGAGCACCCCAGAAAUGAGGUGGGGUCUGGUCACUGUGGGAGUGACCCGGAAGGGCCCAUCUCCCUCCCCGCCUCUUCCCUUGACUCGCUACUUCCUGUCCGCUCUCCUCUGCCCUGCCUUCUGCCAGGCAGCCCUGCCUUGGAGCCAGAGAUUGUGGCUGAACCUCCAGAAGCACCCUCUCCACCUGAGCGGCGAGUGUCAGGAACAUCCAAUACUGGGACAACCCUUUUUUGUACUUCAUCCUUGCAAGACCACUGAAUUCAUGGCUCCGGUAUUAAAGAAUUCCCAGGAAAUCAAUAGGACCAUCAACUACAUCACGUCGUGGCUGAGCGUCGUGGGGCCGGCGGUGGGGCUGAAUGUACCUCUGAGUUACGCCAAGGCCACCUCUGGCCAUGCAGGAGAUGCCGACUGACAGGAUUCUCCCACUGUGGCAGGAAGAGCUCCCACAGCGUCCCGGCCGGCAGGUUCUCAGGGGACCAGCGCUGUGCGGCAUUCCCGCCACGGGGCGGAAAACGCCUGCUGUAACUGCUAUGUGAUGUACUGAAUGUUCAGAGGAGUCGUGUCAAGGAUACAAAUCACUCUAAAGAGAGCAGUGGGAAGUACUCUACAGAUACGCAGCGAGUGCUCCCCUCUGCGUACCCCACUGUCUCGCGGGGAGCGACGGUCUGCUUGGUUUCUCCUGUGCGUCCCCGGGGCCAGCCCUGGGACAGUCCGACCGGCUGUUAGACCGCCUGGAUUCGAUUUUCUCACUGAAG